ACGGCGACGUCGCCUUUCUCUUGUGCCCUGGGCCCGUAAGAGGCCCCCAUUCGCAGUCCCCGUCUCUUUCUCUCCCCACUAUUCGCUCCUUCUACCUACUUGACAACCUCGGCUUACCUGACCAGCCAUCUUGAGCUGCACAGAGAGCUCUAUCCGCAGCUUGUCCUCUUUAAGACGUGUUUUCCAUUCGCUCGAGGUGAUCAGCCGCGUCGUCUCGCACCCACGAGCCGCUAUGCAAGCCGAUACAACCGUCUAACCGGCGUAUCUCUCAACUAGCUCGCGGUUCUCGAUCGUUUUGUGGUUCCCCGUUGUUUUGUGCAUUCCAUCAAGUUCAUUUCAUUCGAUUCUCGUAGAAAUCGGCGAAUUAUCUCGGACCAUUUCUCGGAUAGCAGUUCGAUAUCAGUGUAUUGUGAAGUUGGACGAUCGGUAAUUUGGCGCGGAUGGUUUCGUCAGUGUCUUGAGAAAGAUAGUUUGGUGGUAGAAGAGGAGUGGUAAAAGGAAACAUGGGAUCGAAAAUAGAGUACGUGGAGUCCUCCCACAUGUACGCGACGAAUUACAUUCGUAAUUCGAAGGCGAUCGGUGUACUGUGGGGUAUCUUCACCAUAUGCUACGCCAUAAUCGGAGUCGUGGCUUUUGUCACGCCGGAAUGGCUCGGCGACCUGGAACACGAGAAUCCCGGAAGAUUUGGCCUGUGGACCAGGUGCAGCUACGGCGGAAACGGCGAGUUGGGAGAGGAGUGUAUCGGCAGACUGGACGACUUGUCGACGAUCGUCAACGUUCCUUUCAGGGCGAGCACGAUUCUGGUGGGCGUAGCGGUGAUAAUCGCUCUGUUGACGAUCUGCGCGAUGCUUUUGUUCUUCUUCUGUCAGAGCACGACCGUUUUUUACCUGUGCGCCUGGAUGCAAGUUGUGUCAGCGAUAUCCAUGGCCAUCGGAGUUUGCAUAUAUCCUCUGGGCUGGGACUCGCCUAUAAUUCGAGCCGUUUGCGGUGCAGCCGCGUCCAGAUACAAUCCAGGUGCUUGCGCUGUUAGAUGGGCGAUACCGUUAGCCGCGAUAGCCGCUUUGGACGCCGCUACCCUGGCCGCUCUUGCUUUUAUUUUGGCGUCCAGGCACGUCAGACUGCAACCAGAGCCUUUUACCAAUGGUUCUUUGUACAAAGGUGAAGUGAAUCCCGGAUACGUGAACGAAGCACAGAGCGUCGCCGGAUCACGGAAGUCCUUGUCCCUGAGACCUGUUCUCUUGGUCGCCCCGCCGGAACAGGACCGCUACAGCGAACUCUCCAGAGCGAAAUCCCAUUCGCAUCAUAGCCUUUACACGCCAGCGCCGUCUCAUCCGGCGCACACGAUGUCUACGAACACCUUGAAUCAUUCCCAACACAAUUUUCAAUUGUAGGGCAGUCAGCGACCCCGGGGAUACAUUGUACAUAGGCCGUCGUAUUUCUCGAACUUCCGAUCGCGAGCUACGAAAGAAUCGAGCAGAAAAUAAUUAUUUGUACAUAACGAGAGUUUCGGGAUCUUCUGUCGCGUAUCGACGUUUCCAGUUUCGAACGAAAUCACGAAGAAUCGAUGAGAGAGAGAGAAACCUGUAAAAAAAAUAUGUUCGCAGCAUAUAUAACUUUGUGUCUACGGUGCUGCGCUUUUCUCCCUUGUACAUAGGUUCACGUAAUUUGUAAACACGUCCGUUGUAUAUCUUAUGUAUGUAACGAAAAUUAAUUAUCUAUUUGUAAUAUUAUGCAGGAUGAUUUUAAAGCGACGAAAUUUUUACUCCGCGCCUCGGAAUCGGGACAAGAAUCCUGUGUAAACGCGCGUUCGCGAGGCUUAUUAAAAGUUUCACAGGAUCGUUGCUUAUCGGGAACUUGCCCCCCUCGGUUCCGAGGUAAAUUUCUCCAUCAUUUAUUAAUCACCCUGUGCGUACAGUAGACAGGCGUGCGUGUAUUUUGUUUUAUAUUUCCAAUAAGUCACUCCACG
Colletes gigas is the source of this 1966-nucleotide messenger RNA. RefSeq names its product LHFPL tetraspan subfamily member 3 protein (gene Lhfpl). The transcript is spliced from 6 exons. Gene Ontology annotation, cellular component: plasma membrane. The coding region runs from base 504 to 1391 and encodes 295 amino acids. Lineage: Eukaryota; Metazoa; Arthropoda; Insecta; Hymenoptera; Colletidae. Gene Ontology annotation, biological process: sensory perception of sound. The record is from RefSeq and is a predicted model, not a curated record.